GAUACAGACAAGUGAACAGGAGACAGAAGAGUGCACACUUAUGCUCUUCACACUUCGGCUGCUUUCACAAGUCCAGCAAAAUACUGUAGGAUGCUUGUUAUGAAUGUAGAGGAGAAUCUCGAUAAUUGCCACGGACUGCAGAGGGACAUUUUGCUUAUUUGAUUUUGCAGACGAAGAGAAUUGGUUUUUUUUGUUGUUGUUUUUUUACAAAGGCAGCCUAGAGGAGUCCGGGUAGGUUGGAGGGCGCCUUUUGGGAGCACAGAGAGGGUGAUUCUCUAUGGUGAAGAUGAAUCUGGACCCUUUACAGGUGAUGAGCGGACAGGUCAAAGAGCUCAAAGUUUCCCCUUCGUCCAACGGGGACAGCAGAGGAUCAUGGGAAGAGAAAGACGAGUUUGAUCAGGACCACUUGGGCCUCACCACCAAGCCAAAACUAGUGACAGGAAGACGAGCCCGGAAGGUGGAGGGAGGCGUGUUCUUCCCAAAGCCAGAGAACGCUGUGACCAUUGCAGUUUCUUCUCGGGUCUUGUUUCGGACCGAGCGGGAGCAGGAGGUGUAUCUGCAGAAAGGGGUGGAGGAGUAUCUGAGAUACCAAAUCGAACACGAGAACGAACCCUUCGCCCCUGGACCUGCUUUCCCCUUCGUCAAGGCUCUGGAGGCGGUGAACACUCGUCUGCGGGAGCUGUACCCACAGAGUGAAGAACUGUUUGACAUUGUUUUGGUGACGUACAACCAUGCCCACGUAGGAAUCCGGCUCAUCAACACCAUCAAUCAUCACAACUUGUUUAUUGAGAGGUUUUGUAUGACGGGAGGAAGCAGUCCAAUUGGCUACCUAAAGGCCUGGCACACCAACCUGUACCUCUCUGCUGACGCUGACAAGGUCCGGGAGGCGCUGGCUGAAGGCAUCGCAGCAGCCACCAUGUUCAUGACAGAGAAUCUGACAGAGGUAUCAGAGUCCCAGCUGAGGGUGGCAUUUGAUGGUGAUGCUGUUCUCUUCUCUGAUGAAUCUGAGCGCAUCUUCAAGGCACAUGGGCUGGACAAGUUCUUCGAACAUGAGAGGGACAACGAGGACACGCUAUUGGAUCAUGGACCUCUGAAGGGGUUCCUGGAAGCACUGGGGAAGCUCCAGAAAAAGUUUUACGCUAAAGGCCAUCGCCUGGACUGUCCCAUCCGAACAUUCUUGGUCACAGCACGUAGUGCAGCCAGCUCUGGUAUCCGGGCACUGAAGACACUCAGGGCCUGGGGCCUGGAGAUCGAUGAGGCCUUGUUCCUUGCAGGGGCACCGAAGGGCCCCAUGCUAGAGAAGAUCAGGCCUCACAUCUACUUUGAUGAUCAGAUGUUUCAUGUGGAGGGAGCGGCUGAGAUGGGCACCGUUGCUGCCCAUGUGCCCUACGGCAUUGCACAGAAACAUAAUCUCAAACAGAACAGUAAUGUUGGGAAGUAGAAAGCAGGACUUAAAAUGCCAAUGGCACAGUCAUUCAGCCAGAAACAGAACAAGAUAAGAAGGAUGGGAUGGAGAAACAUCAUUGAGAAGAGCAAAGUGAAGCUGAGAGGUUUCAGAGAGCUUGGAAAAGUGAACUUGUACGGAAUUGUAUGUGGAAAUGCAUCAUUUCCAUGGCAAUUGUACUGUAAGUUUGUUUAAUCACAAUGUAAACUGUCUCAGCUUAAUGCCAUCAUAUUAUAAGUUAGAUCAGGUCUGGAUAGUGGUCAAGUAGAUCUUGCUUUAUAUGGGAAAUUCAAAGGUGCUUGAUUGCCAUGGUGACCUGCUAUUUCUCUCACUACUACUUGUCUUCAUAAAGGGGACACCUCUUCAGUGAGUGCUGGAGGAUACCGGAUGAAUGGCUUCACUUAAGUAAAGCACAAAGAUUGCAAUGUAUGAUGGCAAUGAAUGAGUCAUAAGCACAAUGUAGAGAUAUUAUAAGGUUAAAAAUGAUAGGGAGAGUCAUAAUUUAAAGUGUCAAUCAUUUUACAGAGUUUGACUUCACAGGGACAUAACACGUUUCAAUUGGUGCCUUAAUUUCAAUGAAGAAAUUCUUUUAGCCACACUAGCGAGAGUAAAAUAUCUUGACUGUUGGAUGGAUUGCCAUACAAUUCAGUCCAGACAUUUAUAGUAAUGAAACCUAAUGAAUUUGGUGGUGAUCCCCUGAGUUUUUAUGCUUCACAGGUUUAAAAAGUUUCAGUUAAUUACAGAACACCUCUAAAGCUAUAGACUGAAUUCCAAUUCCUGCGCUUCAGCUGCACACAAUACCGUAGGCAUGCAUACGUUUGUCCUCUUAGCAUGCUAAAUGUAUUUCGUCUUAGCGAAAAAAAGUAUAUUUUAUUAUUCUGCUAGUCCAAAAUAUAGACCGCCAUAACUUUCAGUUGGUGCCUUUAGUUUCAAUGAAGACACUAUAUAUAGCUAUGCCAGCAGCGUAAUCUUGGUCCAGGCAAAAUAUCUCAACAACUUGGAAUUAAGUUUCAUGUUUCAUUUCAUGUAGCACCACUAACAGGUCAAAAUUGUACAAGUUCAACGAUCAGUUCAAGAAAGUACACCUCCAAUGAUUGAUUAAUGACCAACUUCCAUCACCCUCAUAGCGGUACAAUAACAGUUGCAUGCUAAGUGUUUUCAUAAGACCCAAUAUAGGAAUAUGUUAUUAUUCUGUUUGUCCAAGACAGAAACACUUAAAGUGAAGAAAAGUAACUUGUAUAGCCUUGCUAACAGUGGUCCACUUUGUUCCAGAGAGAAAAAUCUCGACAACUUGGAAUAUGGAGUCCCCUGUAAUGAAGCGCCAGUCACAUUUCAAAUUGAACAAAACUUCAACCUUCACUUCAUGAGACCUCUAAAUCUAACUAAACUGAAUUUCCUUUAGUUGCAGCUGUACAGUACCGUUAGCAUGCUAUGUUUUUACUAUGCUAGCAUGCUAAUGUUAAUGGUCUUAAAGUCGAUCUGAGCCUAAGUAAACCUGAGGAUGAUUAAGCCCAGGAUAGACUGAUUCAAGUUGAGUGAAUACUUGCAGUUCUGGUCUACAAUGUCCCAAAAUUGAUGUGUAUAACAACAUGGCUUUGCUCACUUUGGCCAAAUGUUAGACUACAAAUUUCCUUUAUUAGAGGUUAAAAGAAGAAAAGCAACGUUUAUGUCCAUGUUUGAUUCAUCCAACAAUUUAGCUUCCCAGCAUAUAUAAUGCAUAUUACAGCCUAAAAGGCUUUCUAUUUAGUAAGCCACCCUGGUAGCUAAUAUGAGGGCAUUACAGCCUCUCUGAAGGGUGAUGUGGUUCCUCACCAACUGAUGGAUUACCAAUAGUGAAAAAGUGUUUAACAAGCAGCUGUCUUGAUUUUAUUGCCCUCUACUGGAUAUCAGCUCUAGUACAAAGUCACACUGCUAAGGUGGCAUUGACUGAUGUUAAGUUUAAACCAAUUUGGUAAUCUGGCAAUCAAUAGCCAACUGGCAAUCAAAACCUUACUUCAGUUACAGCAGGACUUCUGUUUGAUUGAUGUACAUGAAUGUGUCUAUCAUUAACAAAAAAGGCCACAGUGGCCUUUUGAAAAUGUCAACUUCACAUCACUCUGUCACUGCUGGCAAGUCCUCAGAAAUCUUCACUCUAGUGUAUAUUCCGUGAUGCUUCGUUACACCUCAUCAGCCGUUUGAGGACCUUGAAGCUCGGAAACAUGACAAGCAAUCCACGUUUAAUUUCACAGUCAAAACACAUAAUUGAACAGAUGUGUCUUUUGGCGGACUUUUGCCCUCAAAUGAUGGCUGGGUUAUCGGAGGAUACAGUUUCAGCAGGAUCUGUCAGGCCAGUUUGGACUUUACUGUGACAUUUAGGAAAGAGAUUAUUGCAGAUGAAGCAAUGUUUAAACAUUUUAACAACAAGUUCAUGACAACAUAAUUGACACUUAUGAAACAAAAAUGGCAUUGCAAUAAUACAAUGUAAAUGAACACUAAUAAAGAUGUGAAUUAUAGUGCUUGCUUUACUCAUUAAUGAAAAUAGAUGAAGAUUGAAUUACCUCUCUGACAAAACAAGAUGCACACAUACUGUAAUUUCUGCAUUGCUGAUGUGCACUCCUUUACUCUACCAUGGAGUGGCAGCACUGGAAUGAUAAAUGACCUGCAGCAGCAACUGGUCUUCAUUGCCCACAUUUUUGUUUAGGAUGAAAAAUGUUGGGAAAUCAUCACUUGAUAUUGAUAUUAAAGGUGUCUUAAAUGAUUA
Molecule: messenger RNA, 4184 nt
Organism: Sander lucioperca (pikeperch)
Lineage: Eukaryota; Metazoa; Chordata; Actinopteri; Perciformes; Percidae
Gene: nt5c1aa
Product: 5'-nucleotidase, cytosolic IAa
Exons: 7
Coding region: 278-1441 (387 amino acids)
Biological process (GO): nucleotide metabolic process; adenosine metabolic process
Cellular component (GO): cytoplasm; cytosol
Molecular function (GO): 5'-nucleotidase activity; magnesium ion binding; nucleotide binding
Source: RefSeq, a predicted model, not a curated record